Messenger RNA from Parnassius apollo (apollo), 423 nucleotides. The record is from the annotation of a GenBank genome assembly. NCBI's taxonomy places the organism in Eukaryota, Metazoa, Arthropoda, Insecta, Lepidoptera, Papilionidae.
AUGAAUAACACAAGAGGAAGGCGGUUAGUGCAGUUAGCUACAAGUUCCUUUCAACAACCACGCCAGCAGCGACUGAACGAAGCUACUGGCCAGUUGCAUGAAGAUGAAACUAUGCAGCAGUAUGACACGUCUAGUGAAGAGGUCUUGUUCGAAGAAGGGUCGUCUUCUGACUCAGACUACCUGCCAGAAGAAAGUAAUGUUGGCUUUCAAUCUAAUGCAUUAGAAGAAAGUACGAGCUCCAACGCAGAGGUUCUUGAUGAGGAGACAGGAGUGCUUACUCGUAAGGAUACCCACAAAAUGAAACGCAAUCGUAAGGGUCAAGCAGAUCAGACAAAAUGGAAGAGAUUAAAAAACUCUAAGGCUAGGUUACAAGGUAAACAAUAUGAAGGUUUUGAGAAGGAUAGGAAUGGAAAAUACUAUUAA